AUGUCUACAGCCAGCAGCACUGCGCUCGGACAAUACCAGCACAGCUACGCCAACAGUGCCUCGACAUCAACCACUCCCGCCCAACCUCGACCGACGUCACAGUCUUCGUCUCACUCGGCCCCGUCCUUCUCAAACGCUGCCCGGCCAAGUCAAUAUGCGACUCCCCAGUCUAUCCCUCGCAAGCGUCCCUUCUAUGAAACCCGGCCGCCUCCCCACUACCACCAGAGAUCAGUGUCAUCGGGAUCGUCAUCCAAAAACCCCGUACAGUCGUCCGGCCUAGCUGAAGUCGUUGCGAUUGCCAGAACCGCUGUCGCUACGUCCGAAUCACGGUCACGCCAAGCGCCUGGGCCCAGGAUUGCUACUUCGAGUCCGGCCACGAUCUCAGUCCCGAAGCCAGGAGACAGAGCCUCUCCCACGAGCGAGCCGAAGUCGGUAGCACAGGUGGCAGUAAGACAAAGAGAAGAAAGUGCAGGGAGGAGGGCAGCAACACACUCAGAAGAACCACCUCUCAAGCUGGGUGAAGCGCCGUCGAUGACCCUCCAUCCAAAUCUGAUAGCCCAAAUGGUUGCGCGGAAAAGAGCAGAGGCCGAAAUGCUGGGCCAUCGAGAACGGUGGGCUCGCAGACAGCAGGAGUAUCGCAUGUCCCGGUCUCCCGGAGCACAAUUGACUCAUGAACUCAAUGCCCGAGUCAGCCACAGCGAUGCUAGAGGACCCCAACCGAGAACGGUGUCUAAUCCUCUGCCAGCUCGAUCGGCUCCAGUAAUCCUGGACUUACAAGCUCCAACUCCAAUUGUUUUCAAUACUCAACCUCCGAUUAUCCAGAAUCCGACAGCCGAAACCGUGUGUACGCCUGCUACAGACAACUCGACCAAACCAGCGGCAGCGAAAAACGAGCGCCAACAUUCGAAUGACAACGACUCACUCUUCGGAUCUCCUUUCUCGACUCCAAUCGUAGAGUUUCUCGAGAAUGCCACCGACGAGGCUGGAUUAAAAGACGCACUAGAACCAAACAAGGUUGUUCCUACUAGGACGUCCGCUGGGAACACGGCAGUGUCCACGCCUCAACCCAGUGAUCCCACCGUACCCAGCACUUCAAGCGCGGCAGAAGCGACAAGCAGAAGUCAGGCUCGAUCAGAGAUACCGCCGCUAUUCUCAGACAAGACCCCCACUACUCACCACCAAACUUCUUCCUCCAGCGAGACGCCAACGCAUGCCCAAACCACAGCAAACCACCAACAGCCUCAAUCCGAGUCACCCACGGGCGCCGUAGCAGACCAUGCUCCAGCUCACCCGGAACAACCAGGACCGUGGCCACAGCUGGCUCCUCGUCAACCCCCAACGUCCAGAGCUAUACCUUAUUAUCCCCAGCAAGCAGGCAUGCCAGCUUACUACAGGGUUGCAAACAAUCAGCAUUGGCUGGGCGAUGGAAGAAAUCUUGCUGCAACUCCCACAGUUACUCCUCCGACAGCGAACGCGUACAGGCAGGCGGCUCCUCCACCGAAUAUGGGUUUUACUGGCUACAACCUGAAUCCUAUCAAUCCAUACAUGAUGCCAAGUCCUGGACUUCCACCGCCUCCGGGACCGCUACGGACCUAUGGAACCACCGUUGCCGCAGCGGCUGCGGAGCGACAGAAGCAGCAGGCAUUUAACGCCGGUUACUUGACCGCUGCAGAUCACGCUGCGGGCAUCAACCUGAAAUUCCACAAUACAACAAAGAGCGGUUUCAGUGUCCCAAAACGGUGA
This is a messenger RNA of Cladophialophora carrionii CBS 160.54, 1743 nucleotides long. RefSeq lists its product as uncharacterized. The coding region runs from base 1 to 1743 and encodes 580 amino acids. The record is from RefSeq and is a predicted model, not a curated record. The transcript has a single exon. NCBI's taxonomy places the organism in Eukaryota, Fungi, Ascomycota, Eurotiomycetes, Chaetothyriales, Herpotrichiellaceae.